Molecule: messenger RNA, 5518 nt
Organism: Talpa occidentalis (Iberian mole)
Lineage: Eukaryota; Metazoa; Chordata; Mammalia; Eulipotyphla; Talpidae
Gene: TMOD3
Product: tropomodulin 3
Exons: 10
Coding region: 209-1270 (353 amino acids)
Biological process (GO): muscle contraction; pointed-end actin filament capping; myofibril assembly
Cellular component (GO): myofibril; striated muscle thin filament
Molecular function (GO): tropomyosin binding
Source: RefSeq, a predicted model, not a curated record
GGGAGCUACAGGCGGGCGGACCGGGCAACUCCCUGGGAGGCGGACGCCGGCGGACGGACGAGCGCUGGGAACCGAGGAGCAAACCGUCCUCGCGGGUCUGUGCAGGACGUCGGCGGCACCGGCGUGCGCCAGUCAGCUUUAAGAAAACGUAGAAAUCUUCUGACUGAGCUGAAUCGCAAAACUUCAGUGACUCCCAGCACUGCACAUCAUGGCGCUACCAUUCCGGAAGGACUUAGAAAAGUACAAGGACCUUGAUGAAGAUGAGCUCCUGGAGAAUCUGUCAGAAAUAGAACUGAAACAACUGGAAACUGUGCUGGAUGAUCUUGACCCUGAGAAUGCCCUACUGCCUGCAGGAUUCCGGCAGAAGAACCAGACAUCAAAGUCUGCUACGGGGCCGUUUGACAGAGAACACCUCCUUUCAUAUCUGGAGAAGGAAGCACUGGAGCAUAAGGACAGGGAAGACUAUGUGCCCUACACUGGAGAAAAAAAAGGAAAAAUAUUCAUCCCUAAACAGAAACCUGUACAGACUUUCACAGAAGAAAAAGUAUCUCUUGAUCCAGAAUUAGAAGAAGCUUUGACAAGUGCUUCUGAUACAGAAUUGUGUGACCUUGCAGCUAUUCUUGGGAUGCACAAUUUAAUAACGAAUUCACAGUUCUGUAGUAUAGUGGGAAGUAGUAGUAAUGGUGUGGACCAAGAACAUUUUUCAAAUGUGGUAAAAGGUGAAAAGAUUCUCCCAGUAUUUGAUGAGCCACCAAAUCCAACUAACGUUGAAGAGAGUUUAAAGAGAAUUAAAGAAAAUGAUGUUCGUCUUGUUGAAGUUAAUUUGAAUAAUAUAAAGAAUAUCCCAAUUCCAACCCUAAAAGAUUUUGCAAAGGCUUUGGAAACCAACACACAUGUGAAACAUUUCAGUCUUGCAGCUACCCGGAGCAAUGACCCCGUUGCUGUUGCUUUUGCAGAUAUGUUGAAAGUGAACAAAAAUUUGAAAAGCUUAAAUAUGGAGUCCAACUUUAUUACAGGAGUUGGGGUUCUUGCACUGAUUGAUGCUUUAAGAGAUAAUGAAACCCUGGCAGAGCUCAAGAUUGACAAUCAGAGGCAGCAGUUGGGGACAGCUGUAGAAUUGGAAAUAGCCAAGAUGCUUGAGGAAAAUACAAAUAUCCUUAAGUUUGGAUAUCAGUUUACACAACAGGGACCCCGAACCAGAGCAGCUAAUGCUAUCACCAAAAACAACGACUUAGUUCGCAAGAGACGAGUUGAAGGAGAUCACCAGUAAGCCUGCCAAGGCAUGCUCUUCAAAAGACUUCAAAAGGUUACCAAGAACUCCUGUUGGUGAUACCAGAUGUAAAAUUUUCCUGGGUAGAAGGGAAGAGACUGGAAAUUUUCUUUAACUACAUGCUUCUUUUUUCUAGUUUAAGUUGUUAACCAGUUUCAAAUUAUAAAAUGACUAUUAGGUGAUAUUUUGUAUUUUAAAGCAUUAUUUCUACACUUUGUUAUAAUCAUUUUUAAUUUAGUUUAAAUGAUUUAUGAUGAGUCUGAGGUUAAAAAUUACACUUGUAAAAAAGUUUCAUUAAUCAUUUAUGUAAAAUAACUUGAACAUUUUGAGGACCAAUCUUUUUAAAUUAAAAAGGGACAAUGGUGAUAAUAGAAUUAUUGUUGUUCCUCCUAAGCUGAGGGCACUUCAAAGCUUUCCUUAUUUGAUGACAAGGAAACUUUUCCAUGUUUUAGAAUACAUGAACUUGGCAAGAGUGUGCUUUUUCCUUCUAUCAAAAAAAGCAAAAUGCCAGAAUAUUAAAACAGAUGACUUAAAAUCUGACCAUCUGUUUAGAGCAGAUCUCUAGCAGAGAGCAAAAGGUUUUGUGCAUUCCAGGUCACUACCCUUCUGAUGUGUCAGCAAUACCUAAUUUUUCUUAAACAUAGUCAUCAGCUUUGCCAGGUUCAUACUUUGUUUAAAUAUAUAGUUAUGUCUAAACUUAUUACAGUUUUUCAUUUUAAUAAUGUGGCAUCAUUAAAUUUUUAUGAACACUCAUAGUAAAAAGCAUCUGAGUAGGAAAACUACUCUCUUUCUGUAAAAGGCAUAUAGCCAACUGUCAGUUGAGCACAUAGAAUCAAAGAUAAACAUGUUAGAAUUCAAGUCUGAGGAAUGUAUAAAUGGUCACUUAAUGGUUUUUUUGUAAAGUGUUAGAAACUGGCUUGCAUAUAAAUUGUUUCAAAGUAUGAUAAUGCAGAAUUGUGUUAACAGUAUGCAAUCACCAUUACAAAUUUUCUAACCAAUAACAAAAACUGCUGUUUCCCAUAAAUGUAAUUUUUAUUAUCUGUAUCUUUCCUGUUAUACUUUUUUAGUCCAUAUUAUGUAAAAGUAAUUUCUCAUCACCAAAAUAGUCUUCCUAAUGCUGACAGUGUUAAAGUGGACAUUUGAACAGUGUUCUGUGCUAGGAAGACCGAUGCCAGACCCAACAUUGCCAUGGAGGACCUAGCCAUGUGUUCUUGCCCUGUCUCAGGUUAGCUUCUGCACAGGAGAUAUGGCAGAGGCAUUUACGGUUACCGAAGACAGGGGCCGGAAUCUAAGUGAUUCUGCUCUCAAAAAUUCGGACAUGUCUGUAUCAUUUAUUUAUAGGGGGAUAUCUCUAAAGGGGAAGACUUGUUAAACCUAUUAUAAUUAGAUUACAAAAUGUCUGCUUUGGCUCGGACUGCACGGUUUAGCUGAUGGCUUAGCAGGUUUUUUUGUGUACUGUGGCAAUAAGCCUUCUUAGGAGAAAGCUUUCCUCUUGAGAAUUGAGGUGUGUCUGUUUUUUGAAUCAGUAUUCAGUAUUUUAAAGGGGCCAGGAUUAACUUUGCACUAUUCCCUUUCAGGUAUAGGCUGCUGGUGGUUCAAGUUAGCAAGUUUACUCCCCCUCUCCCUUCUUAUCACAUACAACUUUGGAAUUGUACUUGACUUUAGAGGCUGCACAGCCCGAACAGGGUAUGGGGAGUCAACAUGGAGCCUGGAUAGAGGCUGCCAUUUAACUUUUAGCAGGGCUUCCUUGCUUGCACUGUUCUCUAAGUCACUAAAAUGAUAAUGUUAGCUUUUCCUCCCACAAGUUGUUUUUUUGUUUGUUUGUUUGUUUUUGUUUUUGUUUUUUUUAAUUCAAACAUAGGUAGGUGGACCCUACCUAGAAUUGUGUAUCGUACUUUUGGGUAAUAAUUUUUUCAGUUACUAUUUAUCAAAAUCUGCAUAAGUUGAGUAUUUGCUUUACUAUUCCAGUUCUAAGCAACAGUAUAUAGUUCAUUAUAUAAUUAGAGAAACGAUUUCUUCAUAAAUAACUUUAAAGAUGAACAUUCAUCUGAUUAAAUACAGAAAAUCUUUUAAAAAUGUAAUUUUACAAGGGAGAAAACUGGUGUUUACUUUGAUCUUUAAAAAUCUGGUACCUCUUAGAUUUUUAAAAACUUUCAGUAUUUCUAGACUGCUCUAAAAUUUGAUAAUAGAAAAAAUUAUAAUUUUGAAAUAGUCUUGAUUUUUAAGCCAAAGAUUUUCUAAGACUAAGUUUUAUAGUCUUAACCAAUUAAACCAAUUAACCUGUUUGUCUAAUCAAAGGGUUUUUUUUUUCGCAUUUCUAGAUUGCUGUUUUUUAAAAACUUUUUAACUGCCCAUUUUAUAAAUUUUGAUAUUCGUAUUUGUUUGAAGUUCUAAUUUUUCCAUUAUGUCUAUAUGAAAUAGUAUGUAUUUAAAAAUAAAUUGCUAAUAUUGAUAUUAUUGAAAUGGAUUUUGGUGCUGAAUACUGUAGCAAAAACCUAGUGGAAGUCUAAAGUAUAAGUGAAAUACAUUUCCUAAGGGUGCCUGUCAUUUAAAAGACCAAAUAAACAUUUGGUGUUAAAUUAGUUGAUUGUGAAAGAUUUCAAAAAUUUUCUCGGUUGUUAAAUUGUUAAUUCUUAUUUGAAUGAAAUAACACACUUGCUUGCUUUGUGCAUUAGAUGCACUCUAGAAAAGUUACAUGUAAAUAGAACUUUGUAAAAUGUUUUCCAUUGACAGUAUCUGACAUAUUUUCAUUUAAGGGGGGGGGUCCUUGAUAUAAUAAAAAUUAUAAAAGAAAAAAUGUUUUGAUAAAAAUGUUAAUGAUGUAUUGUACAUUAUAUUUAACCUUCGCUGCCAUUAAAAUAAGAUGAAAGGAUUCAUGGUGUUUCAUAAAAUCUUAUAUUUCUGCUUCUAUAUCCCUAAGACUGCCUUGACAUUUCCUUAUAAAAUCAGUAACUACUGUUACCUUCCAGCAGAGGAUCAUGCUUUUUUUUAAGCAGCUUACAUUCUCUGGCUAGUUCAGUACUGCACAACUUUAUUCCUUUAUUAUAAUGCCACUUCACUGGAAAAUAUUUUUUCCAGGUUUAUUAAGUUAUAAUUGACAUAUAGCUUAUUAGUUUUAAGUGGAUAAAGGUUACAUACAUGUGUAUACUACAAAAUAGUCACCACCGAUACGUUUAAUUAAUAUUCCUCACCUCACAUGGUUAAAAAAAAACUUCAUUUUUCCUUGUGAUGAGAACUUACAAAAUCUGUUCUCUUAGCAACUUUCAAAUAUAUAAUUCAGUUUUGUUAAGUAUAGUUAUCAUCCUGCACAUUAUAUAUCCUGUAUUUAAAACUGGAAUUUUGUAUCUUUUGCGCAUAUUCAUCCAUAUUCAUCCACUUGCCCUCCACCCCAUUCUCACUCACCAUUUCUCUACCCCCCUGCCACAGGCCACCAGCAAUCUAUUCUCUGGUUCUUUGAGUUCACUUUUUCCAGAUUCUCAUAUAAAUGAGAUCAAAGAUUAUUUGUCUUUCUGGUAUGAUUUAUUUCAUUUAUUUCAUUUGUUGACGGACGAUACAGCACCCACAAGAACCAAACACGUAGAUAUGCCCAAGCAACUCCUAUUGUUGCUGUUGGGUCUAAACAUCUAUAGAACUGUUUUUACUCCAUCAGCUCUCACUGAUCACUAUUGUUCUAGAUAUUUUUCAUUAUAAGACUAUCUUACCAAACAAAGAAACUUCACUAUAUUUAAAUUGAAAAAGUUGUAUUCAGCAAUAAAGCUUUUUAUCUUCUUAAGUCAUACUUUAAUUUGGUCAUUCUUAUGUCGUAUGGGUUUUUCUACGUGAUGAUUCAGCUCUAUAAGCCACUACCAAGUAUUUUAGAAAGUCUUUAUUGACAUAUAAAAAUGUUUACUUAAGACACCUGCACUAGUGGCUAAGUAAAAAUAGAUUAUAGCACUAUGAGAUAACCACUAGCCAUGUUUUAUUAACAUAGUUAUAAAAAGUUCAUAUAUUUUUAAGAUGAUUAGACACUCUUAGAGUCUACUUCAGAUAUAUGUCUGAGGUUUUCUUCCUUUUUCUGCCAAGUGUGUUUUAUUUCCUGUAGAGCAAUUGAUUGACCUAAACUUUUUCUGCAGAUAAUUUUGUCCAUAUUUAUAUGUUCAGAGAGUAAAGUUUAAUUAAUAAGAACACAUUCUGGGUAUUUCUUAGUGAGUAUGUACAGCAAUUUCUAGGAGUUUAAAUUUCAUUUCCAUUCAAAAAGAAAUAUAGUUU